UCUCUAGUCCUUCCAAAUAUUCCAUCACUCUUAAAGCGACCAAACAAAGCAGCUUCGACAAUUCGCACUUGACUAACCUCAAUUCGAAGUCAGUGUCAAAGACAACGCGGUCUCGUCAAUUUCCUCGUGCGAAACACAAGCGAGCAAGCGAGCAUCCACCCCGUGCUUUCCUAGCUCAGAGUGCCAAGACACAUUCGAAUGGCACCUUCUCACUUCACAACCAACGAAACACCUUCUUGCCGUAGGAGCUCAACCAAGAUGCUGCUUUCCUAUCUCAACAAUGCAGGCUUCUCUUCUCCAUCCUUACAAACGACACCAUUCAGAUCACCACGUGCUGCCAAUGGUCUCCAGAUUCCAGAUCCAGAACUUGUACCAUCAUGGUGUCUGAUGCUACUACUUCCCUAUCUCCUGUGCCUCAACAACCGUGUUCCAACUGAGGUACGUGCGAGUCUGACAAAUGGCGAGGGUCAAGAUGCAACGGCCGUGGACAAUACUACAAGAAAAAAGGCGUUGAACGGCCAGAAAAAUGCUGGAAUCGACCGAAGAGAGCUCCGAUCAAAUCUCCAAGAGAAAAGACAGCAAAUCUCUUACACAAUUUUAAGGACAUGGUUGGGGAGGAGCUUUGAAAGCAUUCCGUACUUGGAAAUACUCUUGAUAAGAAAGCUGGAGCUCAGGAAGUCGAGCAAUCAUGGAAGCAAUUUGCAGAACAGUACUCGAUCGUUUCCAAUAAUGGACGAGUAUGGCAUGGUUCUUACGAGAAAGUACAACGAUAUGAGGUAAAUGAAAAAGAACUCAUGCCAUUCCAAGCAAGUCCCAAUUGCGCCAAGAGCAUGAUAUGGCAUGAAGGCGUAUGGAGGUAUCAUGCAGGCCCCAACAUUCAUCCAACUGCGUUGUACUUGAACUACCUAGCCGAUAUGUAUCAAAGGCGUGUACUGAAAGUGUAUCACAAGCUUGCGACCUCGCAAACCGACAAGCAACGGGCAGAUUUGAUCCUUCGAGCUGAUCAUUUAUAUCUCAUCAACGCCAUGGUUCCAUGGGAAAGAAAGA
Mollisia scopiformis is the source of this 1047-nucleotide messenger RNA. RefSeq lists its product as uncharacterized. The transcript is spliced from 3 exons. NCBI's taxonomy places the organism in Eukaryota, Fungi, Ascomycota, Leotiomycetes, Helotiales, Mollisiaceae. Bases 199 to 780 code for a protein of 193 amino acids. The record is from RefSeq and is a predicted model, not a curated record.